Molecule: messenger RNA, 2880 nt
Organism: Belonocnema kinseyi
Lineage: Eukaryota; Metazoa; Arthropoda; Insecta; Hymenoptera; Cynipidae
Product: putative inorganic phosphate cotransporter
Exons: 11
Coding region: 542-2056 (504 amino acids)
Biological process (GO): monoatomic anion transport; transmembrane transport
Cellular component (GO): plasma membrane
Molecular function (GO): transmembrane transporter activity
Source: RefSeq, a predicted model, not a curated record
GGAUUCCAUUCGGCCGUCGGCGCGAAUACCUCGCUCGUAUCCAUUUACGUCUUCAUUGAUACCGUGAAUCACGCGCAUUAUCUUCAGAGUAAUUAAUUCGACCUUUCUCGAAUCUUUUCGUAUACUUUUGGCUUAAAAAUACAAAUAAAAACAUCAGUGCUAUUGUGAAUUUGAGGUUAUGUGUCUCGCUGCCGCCCGUUUUCUUGAUAAAAAUUAAAGAAUUAUAGUUGUACUGUGUAUUUAUGCUUUUUUUAAUCCUCCGGUGUCCUAAUUUAUUUAAAAUAUUUAUUAGGAGUGAGCGGCUGGAUUGAUUGUUUAAAAUAAAUGUGUAAGUGAUUCGUUGGAAAGAAGGAAAAAAACCCCGAAAAAGAGAAUAAAAUUGAGCUUACAGUAUGGCUUGAGAAUUAGCGUUAUCGAUGCACCGCAAAUUAAUUUAACUAAAUUGUGGCUGAUUAGAGAAAGAUUCAACCUCGAUUGACCUCAACUGGACGUGGCCAGCAUCAUUUAGUGGUAAUUUAGUGAUCAAAAAUCAACAGCAAAGAUGGCCUUGUUCUCGAAAGUCAAUGAAAAAAUUCCACGGCGAGCUGUUCUGGGCUCGUUGAUGUUCUUGGCCUGCAUGUUUUCGUACGUAAUUCGUACGGAUCUUUCGAUCAUUAUUGUCGCUAUGGUGGAGCCAACCUCGAAUAAAACCGCAGGAGCGUCCUUUUGCAGCGAUUUUCGCAACGAAACUAAACAAGUUAAUUCGGGAUCAAGAGACUUUGGUCCUCGAUAUGCCUGGUCUCAACCAGUUCAAGGAUAUCUUUUAGCUUCAUAUUUCGUCGGGGUUUUGCCAGCUAGUAUACCCGCAGGUAUAUUAGCCGAAAAAUUAGGCGGUGCCAAAGUUGUUGGAUUCGCAACUUUAAUUCCAGCUUGUCUAAAUCUUCUGGUACCUCUAGCCGCUGCUGCUGAUCAAUUGCCGUAUUUGAAUGUUGUCCUCGUAUUUAUUCUCCGUUUCCUCAUGGGAUUAUUCGGGGCCGCUGUUUACCCGGCUCUUCAUGCUAUGAUUGCCAGAUGGGUUCCACCAACCGAGAAGGGAAUGUUUGUUUGGUCUAUGCAAGGUGGUCCUUUCGGUGCUUUUGUAACAUUUGCUCUUUGUGGAUGGGUGACCGCAACGUGGGGUUGGGCUGCCUCUUAUUAUGUGACAAGCGGUCUCAUCCUAAUAUUUUGGGCAUUGUGGACAUAUCUUGCCUACGAUACACCCGAUGCUCAUCCUACUAUUACUGAGGCAGAAAGGACUUACAUCCGAGAACAAAUAGGAAAAACAGUUGCGAAAGUUCAGCCGAAACUUCAAGUAAAAGCUAUCGCAACUUCCGUGCCAUUUUUGGCACUGAUGUGGGCCCACUUUGCUAACAUGUGGGGAAUUUAUUUCAUUUCUACAAAUGGACCCAAGUACACGAGUGAAAUUAUUGGAUUGAACUUGAAAUCGGGUGGUGCAAUCACUGGAUUACCUUAUAUCGCUCGACUCUUCGCUGGAGUUUUAUUUGCGGCAGCUGGAGAUUUUGUACGAAGGGGGAAAAUAUUGACAGUAGUAUGGAUUCGACGAAUUUUCAUGCUUUUCUCUCACGUUGCCCCUGCAAUUUGUUUACUCGCCAUGACUUACGCUGGCUGUGACAAAAUAUUUGCAGUCUCCAUGAUGAUUUUGGCAUUAGCAUUCAAUGGCGCCGCUUGCCAGACAAGUUUGCAAAAUCACCAGGAUCUUGCUCCGAACUAUGCCGGAUCUCUUUACGGAAUUAUGAACACUUUUGGCAGUUUUCCCGGCUUCAUUCUUCCUCCAAUCAUCGGCCUUUUGACAAAGGAAAAUAACGGAAUUGAGGAAUGGCGCGUGGUCUUUUGGCUCUCGGCUGUCGUCUUUAUUUCAGCAACAGUUGUUUUUUGGUUCUUUGGAUCGGCUGAUAUCCAGCCAUGGAACGAUUUAAAUCAAAGCGAACCAACAGCGAUCGUCGAAGAAGAGGUGAAAAUGACCGAUUUGAAAGGGAAAGAACUUCAGAGUGAGGACGAGGAGAGCGAGCGACUCUAAAUCGUUAGUAAUUCAUACUUUUUUCCUCCUAAGAAACAUGUUUUAGGACUAUUGGAAAAUCAAUUUCAAACCUGUUAGAUGAUAAAAAUACUCUCUCAAUAUGGACUUUUGUUUCCCGAAGCGGAAACUCUAAAAUCACAAUGAUUAAUUAUUCAUUAUUAUUAUUAUCAUUACUACAAAAAUCGCGAUCUGAUGUACAAUAACUUAGGCCUAGUAUUGUGGUUCAGAAAUCUUUAAUGUUGUUGAUAAAUCUGUUAUACCAAUGUUGGGACUGUCAAAAUGUUUAUUGUCUAAACAUCGGUUGAACCUUUGAAUCGCAAUUAUUCAGAGAUUCAGGCCAGCGAUUUGAGUAAGUAUUAAUUAACGAGGAGAGCUGGGGAGAUGUACGUCGCUGAUUCGACUGGGGGCUUCACAGUACAUGGAAAUCCAUUAUAUUCUUAUUUUAAAAAAGUUUUUUCCAAUGGGCCUUAGUUUACGAAAUAUUGGAAAUAUCCAUUGGAUCGAAAGAAAAAAAUACUUGAAGGAUUUUCUUCUACUUUCGCCUGGAGGAGCCAGAGUUGAAUAAGCGACGCAUAUCUCACAAGGUCGCGAGAUGUGCGUCGCUGAUUAGUCGCCUUGGGCUUCACAGGAUGGAAGUAUAUGAAAAUCCAUAAUCAGGGUGUCUACCCUAUCUGAAAAACCUAGAAUUUUUCGGGAAUUUUUAUGUACUUGGAAAACCCUCGAAAUUGCGGGGCUUUUUUUUAAAUUCAGGGAAUUUUUUCGAAGGUGCUUAAUUUUUUGUUUAAAUUGAAUUAUACUAUUUUGUUGAAAAUUUGUUUUAUUUU